UCUAUCUGUAGCCAUGAAACUACCUCCAUUACUAGAAAUCUGAUCAUACUGUCCAUGGUAAUAAGAGCAUUAAUGUGGUGUGAUAGCUCAUAUCCAGGGCCUUAGUGGAAUCCGUUGACUUGUUUGCCUUUCCAUUAUUCAAUCUGCACAGUAAUCACGCCUCGACCUUUCUUUCUGGAAUUUUCCUUCCAGCCUAAAUUGUAUAUGAAGAGAUGGAUCCAUGUUCUGACUGCUAUAGCAAUUGAGAAAAUAUCUCCAUUACUGGAAAUCUGAUUAUACUGUUCAUGGUACUAAGAGCAAUAAUGCGGUGUGAUAGCUCAUAGCCAGGGCCUUAGUGGAAUCCGUUGACACGUUUGCCUUCCCAAUUUCAAUCUACACAAUAAUCACGCCUCCUUUCAUUCUGGGAAUUUUCCUUCCAACCCAAAAUUGUAUAUAAAGAGAUGGAUCCAUGUUCUGAGUGCUAUAGCAAUUGAGAAAAUAUCCACAUGGCUGCAGAACACACUCUUUCAUUAGAGGUUGAUGCAAAGCAGAGCGGUUAUGGGGAAGAUUUAGAGAAGCGCUCAGCAGCUCAUGCAAAGAUGAAGAGGAAACGUGGAGGAUGGAAGACUUUUCCUUUCAUUAUCGGAAAUGAGCUAUGCGCUGCAGCGGCAAUUACAGGCUUGGCUGCAAAUAUGAUUGUUUAUUUGAUUACCAAAUUUAACAUAAAAAGUAUUGAAGCCACUCACAUCAUCAAUAUAUCCAAUGGAGGGAAUGAUCUCUCUCCAUUGAUUGGGGCAUUUCUUGCAGAUGCAUAUCUGGGCCGUUUCUGGGCUAUUUCAAUUGGUUCAUUUCUCUCAUUUAGUGCAAUGAUCACUCUAAUGCUGACUGCCAUGAUAGACUCCUUAAGACCACCUCCAUGUGGGCCCCAGCUACAAGCUUUGGGGAGAUGUGAUGCGCCCACCAGGAAACAGUAUGCAGUUCUGUUUCUUUAUUUUGCCUUAACAAUUGCAGCAUCGGCAGGGUUAAGAUACAAUUCAGGGGCUUUUGGAGCAGAUCAGUUUGAAAAGGGUAGUGCAAAAGGAAUGAGACAGAUUCAGCGUUACUUCAACUGGUAUUAUUGUGUGCUGUUUGUUUCAAUCGUGAUAGCCUCCACUGUAAUUGUGUAUAUUCAAUCCAGUGUAAGCUGGGCAAUGGGAUUUGGACUGUGUGUGCUGCUAACAGGAAUAUCAAUGCUAUUUUUCUUCUCUGGGACAAAGUUGUACAAUCGUGUCCGUCCAGAGGGCAGUCCCUUCACAGGACUUGCCCAAGUGGUAGUGGCGUGCCUAAGAAAAAGAAACCUGCCAUUGCCUUCCAAUGAAGAGGAGUUAUACAGUGGAGAUGGAGUUGAGUCAGGACUUCCCCUUACACAGCAGCUCAGGUUUCUCAACAAAGCAGCAAUAAAGGCACCAGAGGACUUUUCCUCGGAUGGGCAAAUAAACCAGAACGCAUGGAGACUCUCCACAGUUGACCAAGUCGAGCAACUUAAAUCUAUAAUUAAAACAUUGACAAUUUGGUCAUGUACAGUCAUCCCAGCCAUUAUGAGUUCCCAACAGGUCACAUUCUCAGUAUUGCAGGCAUUGACAAUGGACAGGCAUUUGGGUUCCCAUGAUUUCAAAAUACCUGCGGCUUCUUACAUGGUUUUCAAUUUGCUGGCCUCUGCGAUAACAUUAUCUAUCUAUGACAAAGUGAUUGUUCGCAUGGCAGAAAGCAAGGGGAUAAAAAUAACACAGUUGAGAAGAAUAGGAACAGGCAUGGUUAUUGGCACAGUAGGAAUGGCAGUAGCCGCCAUAGUGGAAAGAAAGCGUUUGAAUGCAGUCCAUGGCCACCCUGUUGUGGAGGAAUCAGCGCUAUGGUUAGUUCCUCAACAUGUGAUAAUAGGGUUCGGGGAUGCGUUUCUGAGCGUAGGAAAAAUUGAUUUCUUUUAUACUGAAUUUCCAGAAACACUACGCAGCACAGCUACAGCUUUGGUCGCUGCAGGGCUUGCAGUGGGCUCUUAUUUGAGCAGUUUGUUGAUUAGUGCCAUUCAUAAAAACAGCAAUUGGCUUGCAAAUAACACAAAUGAGGGUCGUCUUGAUUACUUUUAUACCCUUCUAUGCUUAAUGGGGCUCGUGAAUUUUGGCUACUUCUCAGCAUGCGCUCAUUGGUAUAAAUACAAGACAAAAAUCUAUGGUUCUCGUGAGUUCACCACUUCUUGAAAAAAACAAUAGUUUUUGUGCCAUGGAUUCGAUAAGAUAUCUUAUUAACUCUUCCAACCUGUCAUCUGGCUUAUUAAGUAAAUUCUCAUGCUUUAUGGGUAGCGUAAAUGUAUUAUUUUAUGUCUGCUCACUCUUCUUCGCAGCUGUUCAGCCUAUAUAAUGUAUUCUGCUAAGCACUCUAUCAGUAAAGUCCAGCUCCCAGAGCUGUUAGGAGAAUGCUUGUGUUCAGUAGUAAAAUCUGGUUCUGUUGUAAGAUGUUUCAGCCUAUAUAAUGUCGUG
This is a messenger RNA of Cryptomeria japonica (Japanese cedar), 2492 nucleotides long. Its product is annotated as protein NRT1/ PTR FAMILY 3.1. The record is from RefSeq and is a predicted model, not a curated record. Lineage: Eukaryota; Viridiplantae; Streptophyta; Pinopsida; Cupressales; Cupressaceae. Gene Ontology annotation, molecular function: transmembrane transporter activity. The coding region runs from base 486 to 2213 and encodes 575 amino acids. Gene Ontology annotation, biological process: oligopeptide transport; transmembrane transport. The transcript is spliced from 5 exons. Gene Ontology annotation, cellular component: plasma membrane.